AUGUCACAAGGUUCAAUGAGUGUUCAUUCACUUAUAGAUAGAUUUUCGAAUCCAGAGCGUUCACAAUCAACGGAUCAUGAUAAAUUAAUAGAAAAGAAAAAGCAAGCAAGCGAUGAAGAACGACUAAAGGGAGUCUCUAAAGAGGCUAUUGAGCAGUCUGGGAUUUUACUGCUCCUUGGACCAAACGUCAGCUCCUUCCCUUUCUCAGAAGAAGCUUAUGUUGAAUCGGUUAAGCUUAAGGCUGAACAGGAAAAGACUAAACAAGAGUACUACAGAGCAGAAAUAGCAAAUAAGAACUAUUCUAUCAUACAAACUGCAUUGAGGGCACAGAUACCUCCGAACUUGAUACCAUUCAUGUGUGUUGGGAUAUUACCUGAGCAGCAACAACAUCAGCAACAACAACAACAUCAACAGCAAGAGCAAUCAAAUCCAGACGAACAGAAGACUCCGAACUCUGGGCUUCCUCCUCAUAAGAUAGGUCAAGAAGGAUCCUUAGGAAAAACACAUAGCAGAGGCAGCAGCAGAUCGGACCCACGGCAAGUAGAUCUGCUCAAUGCUUCACCGGUACCUUUAGCAAACUUCAAAUUUGGCAGUGGGACACCGAACUCCAGAAGGCCUCUCUCGCCGGCAAAGAUUGGGGCUGCUGCUGUUGCUAACUUGGCUAACCCAAGUGCACCUUAUAGAACAGGGCCAAGAAGGUCAUCGAGGAUCAUUCCACUGCAUCAACGUCAUUUUUCAAUGCCCACAGAGCCAAGUAGGCCAAAGAAUCAAAGCUUGGAUCAUAACAAAGCGGAAGAGAGUCCGUCACUGAAAAUUCCUGGUCAACUGCUGGGCCCAAGUCUUGCUCCCGGAUUCACCCCGGCUCCAUCAGUAUCUAAUUUAACUCCAACUAUCGUCACGAAUUUAGAUAACAGUGGACCUUCUCUGCAGCUACUGUCUCCGUUAGGGUCAACUUCUUCGAUCCAAGUCAAGCCUUCUCCUGCUCAGCCUUUGCAUAAGCAGAGCAAACUGAAUCGUCCGUUAUCUCAGGAAUCAAUGCAGUCAUUCCAGCAUGUAAUUCAGUUUCAUCAUUGGAAACCUGGUGCACCAAUACAAGGUCCCAGUGGAGGCAUUCCUCACAAUAGUCCAUCUCCCAACCCAUUCCGCCAGCAAAACCCGAUGCAACAGAGUCACAAAAGACAUAAGUCACGAUCUGAAAAUAUGUCUAUUGAUCUUGUUCCCUCCAUUCAUAUAGCUUCGGCUUCGAAAGAGAGCCAAAGUGCUGACGAAUCCGAUCCCCAUGAUUCACACGAAGAGGACAUAACAAUGGACACAAGCACUGUUGCUGAUGGCGAAAAGUCAGAUCGACGCAGAGAUUCGGAAGGCUCGAAGUCCAAUGUUGGACGAUAUCCUCACGACAUACUUUCUCCCUCUAAUAAUUAG
Priceomyces carsonii is the source of this 1422-nucleotide messenger RNA. RefSeq lists its product as uncharacterized. Bases 1 to 1422 code for a protein of 473 amino acids. The transcript has a single exon. The record is from RefSeq and is a predicted model, not a curated record. NCBI's taxonomy places the organism in Eukaryota, Fungi, Ascomycota, Pichiomycetes, Serinales, Debaryomycetaceae.